UUGCAACUGGAGAAGUAUUAUGUCUUGGAAUCAAGUACUAACCUAUAUAGUGGCCCCUCUUCCGCAUCUGCACUCAACUAAAGACGUUGGGUACACCCGGAACAUACCUCCCAUCAAUACUUCCUCGCGCUAGUGUGUAUUCAAAAGGCAGAAUGGCCUCGACAGACACCCAGCUAAGCCUGAAACCACAUCAUCACGUAGUCAAAAUCGAGGGCGCCAGCGAAGACAGUGAAAACCACGGCGAAGAUCUCAUCACCCAGCUGAAGUCCAUACCAUCUGAUAUAACAGCACUCCGAAUCGAGGAGGAAACCCCAUCAGACAAGGAAUGGGCCAUUCUCGGCUCGCACUUCACGAACAUCCAGUCCUUGGAAUUGGAGAGCGGAUAUAACGAGGAACUCAAUGACAAAGAAUUACCCCUACACUGGCCCCUGAAGCGGUGCAAAAUUCUGAGUGCUUGCGGGGAAGUCACUCAGACUCCGCACAUACGGCAGGGCCGUAUGAGCCAUCUCAUCUUGUUUCUUACCUCCGCUCUCCGCUUCGAAGGGCCCACAUCGAAAGAGUUGAGCAAAGCACAUUCCCAAGCGAUUGCCCGGGGUGAAGAGAAAGCCCAUUACAUCACUGUGAGAGAGGGCACUCCCGAGGAAAAGAAGAUCGAAGUCACAUGGAUCCCGGAGCUGGCCGGCAAAUGGAUGAAUAACAAGUACAAGGGUAAAGAGGAGCUCCAGUUAGAAGAAGACAACCGCCAACCACCGACGAUCAACCUACGCAUACUAGAAAUUCUUGAAAAUGACGCUAUCGACACCUUCUGCCGGAUGGCCCUCGCAUUACCUCAUCUCAUCGAGAACCUGACGACGUUAAACCUCCGUUCAACACACUGUUUGGAUUUCCAAUUCCUGCAUGAAAGCAUGAUCCAGCAGCUUCUGCCACAGCUUUCUAGACUAGAGACGCUGAAGUUAUCCAUCGGCGAGGUCUUCACGGACGAGUCCCGUCUACCUACAUUAUACAAAUGGCUGCCGCCGAACAUAUCGACCCUCCGAUUCCGAGGCCCAGCAUCCCUGACUAAAUCCACAGAGUGGAACAACUGGGUCCAGGCCUUCGCCGAGCGCGAUUUUCUCCCCAAUCUCAAGCAACUCUCCUUCGUCCUCGACCUCGAAUACGAAUCAAGCGAUAGCUCGUUUGGUCGCCUCAAAAAAUUGAAAGAAAUCCCCGAGCACACCCUCCACGAAGCCCGCGCAGCAUGCGAGCCCCUCUACGAAGCCGCACGAAACCGCGGAAUCGUCAUCGAACGACUCUACGACGAAUGGUCAGACGAGUGUGAGAUCCUGAGACAAGUGGAUGAUCGGUGGCUAUGUUGACCUCCUCCACCCAACAAAACCCCUGUAACAACAGACACUAGUAACCAUUGAUACCCCCCCGCUCAAUAUCACUAUCAUGUAGAACAGAAUGAAAAAUUAAACUAAAAAAAAAAUGGAACUCUAUUCUCUCGCAUGAUCUCCCCACCCGUGACAUACAUAUUGCAUUCCCGUUCUAGAAACCAGCUCGUAGUCGUGUUCGAACAUCGUCGUAUCCGCAUAAUCUGCCGAACCGAGUAUAACCUUGUCGGGGCCAAACGCAAAGUCAGCCCAGUGGAUCUCCGCCAAGACAACAAAGGCUCGAAAUAACUUAAGCUUGGG
Molecule: messenger RNA, 1673 nt
Organism: Aspergillus pseudonomiae
Lineage: Eukaryota; Fungi; Ascomycota; Eurotiomycetes; Eurotiales; Aspergillaceae
Exons: 1
Coding region: 153-1355 (400 amino acids)
Source: RefSeq, a predicted model, not a curated record